CUUUCCAUCGUGAUGACAUUACCCUGGGGAAGAGAAGCAGAGCAGAGCUUCUUACUCUCGGGAAAGCCUCUUCUCCGCCAAGACCAUGAAGCUCUGUGUGGCUGUCUUCUCUCUCCUUGUGCUAGUGGCUGCCUUCUGCUCUCCGGCGCUCUCAGCACCAAUGGGCUCAGACCCUCCCACUGCCUGCUGCUUCACUUAUAUCCCACAGAAACUUCCUUGCAACUUUGUGAUGGAUUACUAUGAGACCAGUAGCCUUUGCUGCCAGCUUACCAUGGUAUAAGUAUCAUGCCCUGGGCUGCUUUGGGAUGCAAGAGCAAGGGCAGGAGUAGAUAAGGGGACUUUUUGGG
This is a messenger RNA of Eptesicus fuscus (big brown bat), 347 nucleotides long. Its product is annotated as C-C motif chemokine 4-like. Bases 86 to 280 code for a protein of 64 amino acids. The record is from RefSeq and is a predicted model, not a curated record. The transcript is spliced from 2 exons. Gene Ontology annotation, biological process: immune response. Lineage: Eukaryota; Metazoa; Chordata; Mammalia; Chiroptera; Vespertilionidae. Gene Ontology annotation, cellular component: extracellular region. Gene Ontology annotation, molecular function: chemokine activity.